This is a messenger RNA of Histoplasma capsulatum G186AR, 597 nucleotides long. Its product is annotated as ATP synthase subunit g. The record is from RefSeq and is a predicted model, not a curated record. NCBI's taxonomy places the organism in Eukaryota, Fungi, Ascomycota, Eurotiomycetes, Onygenales, Ajellomycetaceae. Gene Ontology annotation, molecular function: proton transmembrane transporter activity. The coding region runs from base 1 to 540 and encodes 179 amino acids. Gene Ontology annotation, biological process: proton motive force-driven ATP synthesis. The transcript is spliced from 3 exons.
AUGUCUACCACAACAUCCCGAGCCGUUUGGCGACAAUCGCGAUGUCUGAUCCGAAGACCCGCCUUCAGAUCUGCGUCAACAACUGCCGAGGCUGCCUCCAGAUCCAAAGUCGCCGCAACUUCCGCUGCAUCAAAAGCUUCUGAGGGGAUUUCUAAGGCUGCUUCGACCGCUGGCCCUGCUGUUAUCAAGGCUCUCACAGGUGUUGGUGGAGCCCUCAAGAGAGUCGGUGGACGAACAGGAAAAUGCGUCGCGUUCGUCGACUUAUUCAGAGGACAGAAAAUGUACCCGCCGGGCCUUACCACUUUCACAGAAUUCUACCAACCUCUCCUUAAAUAUUUCCGUCAACCAAGGGCCUUGAUGUCACAGAUUUCUAAGUCUUUCAACACAGAAACUCUUCUCCGUCUCCAGAGCCUCGAUAAAAAGCAACUAGCCGUUCUUGGUGUUACGACUGCAGAGUUGAUAGGAUUUUUCUCCGUGGGCGAAAUAAUUGGCCGAUUCAAGCUUGUUGGAUAUCGGGGCGAGACUGCACAUGCGCAUUAGAUAAACUGGACUUUUUUCCUUUAAAAAUCUUUGCAACAUAUUUUACUUCGAACUUUC